Molecule: messenger RNA, 2265 nt
Organism: Trametes versicolor FP-101664 SS1
Lineage: Eukaryota; Fungi; Basidiomycota; Agaricomycetes; Polyporales; Polyporaceae
Product: glycoside hydrolase family 15 protein
Exons: 35
Coding region: 68-2158 (696 amino acids)
Biological process (GO): carbohydrate metabolic process
Molecular function (GO): hydrolase activity, hydrolyzing O-glycosyl compounds
Source: RefSeq, a predicted model, not a curated record
GGAACGACCACCUCCUCUCCCACAGCUCCUCAUUCUCGCAGAAACGGCCUCAGCGAACUAAUUCCAGAUGUUGAACGUAAACCAGCCCAAGCAGGACAGAGGAUACAUACCCCUCGCCGACCAUGGCCUGAUCGGAAACCUCCGUACUGCUGCCCUGAUCAGCACCGACGGUUCCGUGGAAAGUUAUUGUGUACCCAACUUUGACUCUCCCUCCGUCUUUGCUCGUAUUCUCGACAAGGACAAGGGAGGGCACUUCUCUGUCACGCCCACAGACGCUUUCACAACCAAACAGAGCUACCUACCGAACUCUAACAUUCUACAAACCAAAUUUCUCAAUGAACAAGGAGUGGCUACCGUCACAGAUUUCCUGCCUCGCCAGCCUAGCAGCGCGACCGCCCGCCCUCUCCUCGCAUGGCUCAUCCGCCGCGUCGAGGUCAUCCGCGGUUCCAUGCGCCUCCGCGUCGAAUGCGCGCCCGCAUUCAACUACGCCCGCUCCACGCACACGACCGACAUCCUCCUCGACACAUCCGUCGCGCUCUCCCUCACCCCAGUCCCGCACGGCGGCCACAACAAGGCACUCUUCGCCUCCAAAGACGCAGAUCUGACCCUCGAUCUGCGCUACAUCGCCGAGUCCGGGCUCGAGAACGUGUCCGAGCCGGGGGUUGAGCUGAACCUGCUCGACCUCAGCGAGAAGGGGCACAAGGGCCCUGCGGUGUGGACCGAGCUCGAGCUGAGGGAGGGACAGGCGGUCACGUUUGUGUUGAGGACGCCCCCUGAGGGGAAGUUGCCGCCCCAGGCUCAGCCGACGCAUAAGACUGCCGAGGAGAUGGGCAUUCCGUAUGAGAAACUGGUCGCCGGCGCGUCGACGCUGCGCCCCUUAGAUGACCCCAUCCUCACCAAGACUCUCCUCCGCGAGCUCCUCGAGCAAACGAACAACUACUGGAACGCGUGGAUCCGGCGCUCGACAUACACCGGGUCCUGGAAGGAGGCCGUGAACCGCAGCGCGCUCGCGCUCAAGCUGCUCAUCUACGAGCCGACUGGGGCUGUCGUCGCGAGCCCCACGUUCAGCCUGCCCGAGUACAUCGGCGGCACGCGCAACUGGGACUAUCGGGCGUCGUGGAUCCGUGACUCGUCGUUCACGCUAUAUGCGCUCAUCCGGCUCGGGUUUACCCAUGAGGCCAAUGCAUACAUGGAGUUCAUCUUCGAGCGCGUCCGGUCGCGCGAUCCGGAUGGCUCGCUCAAGAUCAUGUACACUAUCCACGGCGAGAAGGAGUUCCCGGAGGAAGAACUUACGCAUUUGGACGGGCAUAAGGGUUCCAAGCCUGUUCGAAUCGGCAACGGAGCGAUUGACCAUGUGCAAUUAGACAUUUACGGUGAACUGAUGGAUUGUAUCUACCUCUCUCAGAAGCAUGGCCGUCCUCUGGGGUAUGACACUUGGGUUGCCGUCCGAGAUAUCGUCGAAUACGUGAUCUCGCACAUUGGGGACCCGGACUUGUCGAUUUGGGAAGUCCGAAACCGACACAGACAUUUCACUUACUCCAAGGUCAUGAUGUGGGUCGCCAUAGAUCGAGGCAUCCGCCUCGCGGAGAAACGCUCCCUCCCGUGCCCGCGGCGCAACGAGUGGUACGCCGCGCGCGACGCGCUGUACGAGGAGAUCAUGCACAAGGCGUGGAACCCCAAGAAGCGCUUCUUCGCGCAGAGCUACGAGGACCUUGAGAUCCUCGACUCCGCGCUGCUCAUCAUGCCGCUCGUCUUUUUCUCUACUCCGUCGGACCCGAGGUUCUUGAACACGCUGAAGCAGAUCUUACUCAGCCCCGAGAGAGGUGGGCUGACGUCCAACGGCCUCGUGUACCGCUACGACGUCUCCAAGACAGACGACGGCGUCGGCGGCGAAGAAGGCACCUUCUGCCUCUGCACGCUCUGGUGCGUCGAGGCGCUCGCGCGGGCGGGCGAGUACGACAAGACGAUGCUCGCGAAGGCCGUCGCGAUGUUCGAGGACUUCCUGCAGUACACGAACCACCUCGGCCUCUGCACGGAGGAGAUCUCGGACGCGGGCGAAGCGCUGGGAAAUGCGGUGCAAGGCUUCACACACGUUACGCUCAUCUCUGCGGCGUACAAUUUGUCGCGAAUGCGCACAAAGAGUGGCGCGUCGUUCUGAGGGGAAACGUGCUCCCAGACCAUACUCGAGAACGGUACAAGAAUGUAACCAUAGUAUGCAGCGUCGCGAGAGAAAUAUUCACAGGACAGAUGACGCGUAGUGCGUAC